Symbiodinium necroappetens is the source of this 531-nucleotide messenger RNA. The record is from the annotation of a GenBank genome assembly. Lineage: Eukaryota; Dinophyceae; Suessiales; Symbiodiniaceae.
AUGUCAGCCUCGGACGCAGCGGCAAGGCUUGUUGCUGUUGCCGGCAGCUUGCGGCUCAGGCCUGCCUGGCUUGAUCAGCAACGAGACCAGAUAGGUAGCAACUUGUCAGUUGAGCAGGCUGCAGACAGAUUGCUGCAGCGCCUCGCCGUCGCAGAUUUGCGAGAUGCCUGCGAUGGUUCGUUGCCGCCCCAUCUCGACCGACUGCAUGAUAUUCGUGUUGAGGGCCAGCACCUCUUGCAGAUGUUGCAGAAGGUGGACAUUGCAAAUCCAUCGGCUCCAGAUGAUUCAGUCGAGGGGGACUUUCAGGAUGGGCUGUCCGAGGAAGUUUCCCGAAGACAAGGUGGCAGACAAAGACCGGCACUCUUGAAGGUGUUGUUGACAGAUGGCAUUCAGGCUGUCUGUGGUAUCGAGCGGCGGCCGAUUGCUGCUUUGCGACAGGCCAUUCCAGGAUCCAAGCUGGUCCUGGGCAACAGACCUUUGCUGAGACGGGGCCUGCUGCUCCUCGAGCCUACAAAUGUGGAAGUUGCCUGA